This is a messenger RNA of Oncorhynchus gorbuscha (pink salmon), 4332 nucleotides long. Its product is annotated as thrombospondin type-1 domain-containing protein 4-like. The transcript has 18 exons. Gene Ontology annotation, biological process: extracellular matrix organization. NCBI's taxonomy places the organism in Eukaryota, Metazoa, Chordata, Actinopteri, Salmoniformes, Salmonidae. The record is from RefSeq and is a predicted model, not a curated record. Gene Ontology annotation, cellular component: extracellular matrix. Gene Ontology annotation, molecular function: metalloendopeptidase activity. The coding region runs from base 286 to 3801 and encodes 1171 amino acids.
UAGAGAGAGAAAAAGAGAGAGGGAGAAAGUGAACGGAAUAAAGUCAUGUUGACCAGUGACCAGCACGUCUACAGAACGUUUGGAUAUUUGGAGCGGGUUUAAAAUUGAUUAUGUGGUAGUAACUUAUUUACACCUGGAUGGAACUCUGGCGAUGCGCUUGGAUUUUAGGAUAACUGGCGCCACAAUUUACAAUUGAGAAGCAGCAAUACUGCACUGGAGAAAGCAACAAGGUAGCAAACACAUGCACAAUCAUCCAAGGUACUGUAGCCCCCAAAACUAGGAGAUAUGAGGGGACUUUGUAUCUGGAUUCUGAGAGUUUCCAUGCUUCUGCUGCUGCUCAGGCCAAAUCCCCUGGAUUGCCAGCUCACUACAGACCACAGGAAGGUUCCUCAAAGGGCAGAGCCCCAGCAGCAGGAGGCUGGAGGAGUGCAGGGUGGGGGCCCAGGCUCCUGGGGCUCCUGGGGGCCUUGGUCCUCCUGCUCCCGCUCCUGUGGGGGAGGGGUUCAGGAACAGAACCGACCCUGCCUACCCUCCUACAACCCCUCCAUGGGUGCAGCUGCCUUCCCCUCCAGGCCAGGUGGCCACCUCCCCCAGCACCCCAACCAGAACCCAGGCCAUGUCAUGUCUGCCCUAAGACCCACUGUCCCGCUGCACCGCACCAAUCCUGGGAGACCCCCACCCUCCAACAGCAACACCAGCUUGGCCCGCCGAGGCGAGCUGAGGGACCAGCAGAGAGACAGAGAGGCCCAUGCUGGACACAGGAUGGGCAGUGACAGUCCCAUCAUUCCAGGGAAGUAUGGCUAUGGGAGGAUGCCUUACGUUGUGUCUCUCCAGACAGACAAAGGCCAGAUGUCUGGAAUAGAGACAGGGGCUGGUCUUUCCCACAGACAGAGACGCUCCCCACUCUCUGACCCCAGCCCAUCAGCCACCAGGCACGGAGGCCACAGGCCAAACCCCUACCGUCCGCCCUACAAUCUCCACAGCUACAGCCCAGUCUAUCACCAGCCCCCAGCCUCCCAACCUAGGUCUAACGCUAACCCAGCCUCCCCUCCCAGGGCUAACCCUAGCCCAGCCUCCCAGCCCAGGUCUAACCCUAACUCUAACCCUAACCCAGCCCCCCAGCCUAGGGCUAACCCUAAUUCAGCCCCCCAGCAUAGGUCUAACCCUAACCCAGCCUCCCAGCCCAGGGCUAACCCUAACCCAGCCUCUCAGCCCAGGGCUAACCAUAACCCAGCCUCCCAGCCCAGGGCUAACCCUAACCCAGCCCCCCAGCAUAGGUCUAACCCUAACCCAGCCUCCCAGCCCGGGGCUAACCCUAACACUAACCCUAACCCAGCCCCCCAGCAUAGGUCUAACCCUAACCCAGCCUCCCAGCCCAGGGUGAACUCUAACCCAGUCCCCCAACCCAGAUAUAACCCUAACCCAGCCUCCCAGACCAGGUCUAACCCUAACCCAGCCUCCCAGCCCAGGGCUAACCCUAACCCAGCCCACCAGCCCAGGGCUAACCCUAACCUAGCCCCUCUGCCCAGGGCUAACUCUAACCCUAACCCAGCCCCCAGGCCCAGGUCUAACCCUAAUUCUAACCCACCCUGGUCCUCCUCACUCUACCAGCCCAGCCAGGGGCACCAACCUAGGCAGGAGCAGCAGCACUCAUCCAGCCAGGCCUCAGCGGCUCAGCAACCCUUUGGACAGACCUACAACCCACUGCCCACCUCCUCCUGUGUGGGAGAGCACAACCAGUACAAGAUUUGCAACACUGAUGCCUGUCCUCCAGCCAGUAGACACAUCAGAGCGGUGCAGUGUUCUUCCUACAACAGCUAUCCCUUCAUGGGUCGACUGUACGAGUGGGAGCCUUUCAAUGAAGUUUCAGGGGACCAGCGUUGUGAGCUCAACUGUCGUGCGAUCGGUUUCCGCUUCUAUGUGCGUCAAUCAGAUAAGGUCAUCGAUGGGACGCCGUGCGGCCAGAACGAGACUUCCAUCUGUGUGGCAGGGAGGUGUCAGAGUCUGGGCUGCGAUGAGUACCUGGACUCAGGCAAGGUGAUGGACAAGUGUGGGGUGUGUGGCGGGGACAACAUGGCCUGUAAGCUGGUGUCAGGGCUCUUCCAGCAGCACAGCCUGAACAAGGUGGGCUACCACAAGAUAGUGGAGAUCCCAGAGGGAGCCACCAAGAUCAAUGUCACCGAGACGGUGAAGAGCAGGAAUUACCUGGCUCUGAAAAGCCGCUCAGGUCGCUCCAUCAUCAAUGGGAACUGGGCCAUUGACCGGCCAGGGAAGUAUGAGGGGGUGGGCACCAUGUUCACCUACCGACGACCCAAUGAGGUCACCAGCACCGCCGGGGAGUCCUUCCUGGCUGAAGGGCCAACCAAUGAGAUCCUGGAUGUUUAUGUGAUCUACCAGCAGCCCAACCCAGGAGUGAGCUAUGAAUUCAUCCUUCCCUCUGACAACCCUCCACAGCACCCCAACUACAGACCUGGAGGGAAUACUCUGCAUGGGCAAAGUGGGAUUGACCACCGGGGCAACCCCAACCAGGAGGGGUACGCUCCCCAGGUACCCAACAACCAGGUGCCAGCGGUCCAGCCAUCCAAACGUCAGAGAGAAUACAACUGGAAACUGUCUGGGGCAACAGAUUGUAGCGCCUCCUGUGGCAGAGGUAGCAGGUACACCAUCUUCCGCUGUGUCCACAGACUGAGCCAUGAGCAGGUACCAGAGAACCAGUGUGACAGCAGCACCAGGCCCAGUUCACAGGAGGAGCCCUGCAACCUUCAGUCCUGCCCUGCCUUCUGGGACAUUGGUGAGUGGUCGGAGUGCAGUAAGACAUGUGGCCUGGGUAUGCAGCACCGCCAGGUCUUGUGCAGGCAGGUGUAUGCCAACCGGACCCUCAACGUCCACACCAGCCGCUGCCGCCACCUGGAGCAGCCCGAGACCACCAGCACCUGCCAGCUGAAAAUCUGCAGCGAGUGGCAGAUACGAACCGAGUGGAGCGCCUGCUCUGUUCCCUGUGGCGUGGGCCAGAGGACCAGGGAGGUGCACUGUGUCAGCAACAUGGGAGACUUUGUGUCAAACGAGGAGUGCAACAUGAAGCUGCAACCCAGUGACAAUGAGAACUGUGACAUGGGGCCCUGUGCUAAAAGUUGGUUCUUCACUGAUUGGGGGAAUAAGUGUUCUGCUGAGUGUGGGAUGGGCAUCCGGACCCGUGGCGUUCUGUGCCUGACCAAUCACAUUAGCAGCUUGCCUCUGGAAGGGUGUGGCCAUGAGCGCCCCACUGACUCUCAGGUCUGUAAUCACGGCCCCUGUGAGAGUCGCAUCGAGUGGUUUACAGCCCCCUGGAGUCAGUGCUCAACGGAGUGUGGCUCGGGCAGCCAGCAGAGGGCAGUGGUGUGUCUGAUGAAGUCUGACGAGGGGUUCAAUGUAAUGCCGCCCUACGAAUGUUCUUCUCUAGACAAGCCUCUUAAUCAGCAGAGCUGCCACCUCAAGCCCUGUGGGGCCAUGUGGUACCACACAGACUGGAGCGCUUGUUCUAAGACGUGUGAGGGGGGCUUCCGUGUGAGGGAGGUGCGCUGUCUGUCUGAUGACAUGCUUUCCAGUAAGGGCUGUGAAGAGGAGCUGAAACCAGUGGAGAGAGAAGAGUGCAACCCAGAGCCCUGCGUCCCACACAUAGACGAGAACUGUCGAGACAAGUAUUUCAACUGCAAUGUGGUGGUCCAAGCACGUCUCUGUGUGUACGACUACUACAAGACAACCUGUUGUGCCUCCUGCACACGAGUGGCCCAUAGACAGUCACAACACAGGGCACUCAGCUAGCCCCCUCCCCAGGCCUCAGACCUCUAGGGGGCCUGACACAGCGCCCAGAGCAGGCCCUCAGUCCCUGGGCCAAACACACUGACCCACGAUGGAGAGGACAGCCUAGAACCUGACUCUGGGUGGACAUUGACUGGACACUAUAAUAUGAGUGCUGAAAAUACAGACUGAAAAACUGAAAGACCGCAAAGAAAGGAAGUGAAAGCCCAACUUGUUUUUGGCAUGUGAGGAGAUUGCCAAUGGGCAAUACGGGAAACUGAAUGGUUCUUGUAGGAUGGUUGUGAAGGACACGUUUAACAGUGCUAUGAGUGGAGGAGCUCUGGUGAGGCGAGAUGAUAGACAGGACACCAAACCGAAGAAUAUGGAACCACUUUAUGGUCUGUAACCAGAAUCCCCUCCAGUAAAAGGUCCCGUCUGGGUUUUUGUUGUGUUUCAUGGGAAGCAGUUCGCCGCUGCCAUCCACCUGAAUGGGUUAAGGUCUUGAAAAAGGUCUUUGGCCGAAACGUUGACAGAAUAAACAACGUGCAGAGGUAA